Messenger RNA from Nothoprocta perdicaria, 683 nucleotides. It is a transcript of the gene NDUFB5, whose product is annotated as NADH:ubiquinone oxidoreductase subunit B5. The transcript is spliced from 6 exons. Lineage: Eukaryota; Metazoa; Chordata; Aves; Tinamiformes; Tinamidae. Bases 1 to 567 code for a protein of 188 amino acids. The record is from RefSeq and is a predicted model, not a curated record.
AUGGCGGCCGCGCUGCUGCUGCGGGCCGCGGCUGCCUGGGCCGCCCGGCGGGCUGCGGGCGGCGCCGCCGGCACCGCGCGGCUCCUGCCGCCCGCGGCGCCCGCCCGCCUGCCCGGCACCCUCGCUCCUGUCCGGCACAGCAGCCAUGGGAAGCGAAUGUUUAUCAUCAAGGCAACGAGUUUCUAUGAUUCCCGGUUUCUGAAGCUGUUGAGGUUCUAUAUUCUUUUGACUGGGUUACCAGUGGCAAUACUCAUAACAUACGUGAACAUCUUCAUUGGUGAAGCUGAGCUUGCGGAGAUUCCUGAAGGUUAUGUUCCAGACUACUGGGAAUACUACAAACAUCCUAUAAGUCGUUGGAUAGCUCGUUACAUCCUUGACCCUCCAGAAAAAGAUUAUGAGAAAUGCAUGGCUCUGCUUGAUGUUGAAGCCAAGAAAGCUGAAAUGAGGCUGAUGACAUUGGAGGCACGCAGAUUGAUGAGGGCAAGGGGAGAUGGACCUUGGUAUCAUUACGAAACACCUGAUAAAAAUCUUACCGACGAUUCUUUCAAAUCCACACCUGACAACUAAGAAGUCCUAAGACAGUAUGCGGAGUUUUAAGUGCAUACCAACGAAUUGUGACUGAAUUAUGCAAUAUGCAUCCUGUUGUUCACUGAACUAAAUAAAAAUAAAACUUUUUUUGUUGA